GUCAUGUGGCAGCGUCGGUCGUAGUGGUCCGUUGUUCCACGACCCGAUAACGUUCUACGAAACACACGAAAGAAAACACGUGAACGCCGUGUUUUGACACUUGUACGUUUCAUUGUUGUGAAAUAAACUUUUAUUUAUAAAAUUGAUUUGGCUUUUAUUUUUUAAGUUUGUUUAAGUGACAGUGCUGGUUCGAAGCCGACGUUGUCCGGUCAUUCGGGUUGUUUGUUUUCAUUUUUUUUUCCGGAUCUGUUUACUGAAAAACGUUAAUAUGAUUUUCGAAAAGGAGUCUUUGUUCUGCUUCUAGUUUUAGUCUACAAUUAGUGGAAGACGAGGUAGCGGGGUGAAGGUAAUCUGGACAACAGGGACAAAACAGGGGUGCAAUGUUCCAACAGUGUAACCCCUCCAUAUACAUUCCAUCAGACGGGUCAACCCUAUCUGACUUCCAUAUCGCCUCCAGGCACACAAACCGUAGUAGUAGCAAAAAAAAGAACCGUAGAAAAUUCGAGGAUAUUGGCGAGGAGAUAUUCAAGAAACCCAGAAGAAAACUCUGUUCAUCAGUCGGAAGGCUACAUUCAUGAGCAUUACAGUCCGAUCGGUAGGAGGAAGUUUUUACCCAAGUCUAAGUCAGUAGAUGUUGUUAAACAUCAAGCUGUUAAGGUUGUAGAUAGAUUUGUUGAUAAUGGUGUCGCACUCAAGAACAAGUCCACGUCUAACUUUGAUAUUUUAGUAAAUGAAAAACACAAGUUCUCUCUUACGGGCCUAUUUAAGAAGUUAGAUAGUCAAGUUAAAUCAAUAACUAAGAACAAAAAGACUGGUACAAUUUGUACAAAACCUACUACUGAUAACUUAGUCAAGAACCCAACAAUCGAUGCUGAUCCAACCCCAAACAAAAAUACUUUAUUAUCAGCGAGCCAAUUGUACGCAGAACGCCCCAACCGCGAAAUAAUCCUGCGUAAACCAACCACCAAAGACACUUCCAAAGAGAUUGUACCAAGUGACUACUUCACCAGACAAAAGUCCAAGUACUCACCGCCACCUGAACCUUCGACAACCACACAGCUGCAAUUAACGACUGCCGCAAAACAACCUACGACCACCCCUACCGUAACAGGUACCGAAUUAGCCGUCAGCAACAGUUUAGCAACGAAUCCGAAGAUGUUGCGUGGCGGGUUGAAGCUUAAGGAACGACUGAUGGUCGCAGUGAGUGUAUUCGCGGUCGCGUUUACUUUGGUGCUUGUUGUGGACUUACAGAUGGACUUGGGUAUAUCCGGGAAACAUCUCGUUUCGUCCCAUGGUAAGAUUAAGUACGUGGUGCAAGAGGAGGGACCGGGUUCUGCAUACAACAGCUUCCGGAACAGACUGCUGCAAAAAACGCACAGUGCGACAAGUACGAAUAUAUCCAAAGAGAGUCUUCCGAACGACAUCAGUGCAGUCAACGGUAACGUGAAGGCAAAGAACGUUGCGCCAUCCGAUACGAUACAGAAAACGACUGGCGUCCAUGAUGAUUUUGGUGACAUCGUCGACUGGAUAAGUCUGUCCAGUGUUGAGAAGGAAAAGGCGCAAAUAGACACGGGCCGUCUGAAUCCGGUGGUAGUCAAAGAUGCGGCAUACAAGAACAACCCGACUUUGGCUGAAGCUAAACAUCUGAUAAUUGAGAAAAACGCCACCGUACUGGAAAAAUUCCAGCUAGGAAUCUCCCAGCACGAACUCUACCCCAAGAACAGUGUUUAUGUGGACAAAGUGCUUCAGCUUAUGAUAAAGGAGCCAAUUUUGCAUGUCGCUCAAAAAACGGGAGGAACUCAACUUAAAUUGAUCAUUGAUUAUCCGAAUGAAGUGCAAGCGUUGUUUAAACCUAUGCGGUUCCCGAGGGAGCAGCAAACCCUUCCGAAUCACUUUUACUUCACGGACUACGAGAGGCACAACGCGGAGAUUGCCGCCUUCCACUUGGACAGGAUAAUGGGCUUCAGACGGGCAAUGCCUGUGACCGGACGUAUGUUGAACAUCACGACGGACCUGUACGAGAAGGCGGACGGUGAACUGCUGAACACGUUCUUCGUCUCGCCCUCCGACAAUCUGUGCUUCCACGGCAAGUGCUCAUACUAUUGCGACACGUCGCACGCGAUCUGCGGUAACCCCGACACACUCGAGGGCAGUUUUGCCGCCUUCCUGCCCUCCAGCAAAAUCGCCCCCACCAAAGUGUGGCGCCAUCCCUGGAGACGGUCUUACCACAAGAGGCGGAAGGCCCAAUGGGAGACGGACCCGAAUUACUGCGCCCUGGUCCGGGAGAUUCCGCCUUACGACAAGGGUCGCAGACUGGCCGACCUGAUGGACAUGUCGGUGUUCGACUUUUUAAUGGGCAACAUGGACAGGCAUCAUUACGAGACGUUCAGAUUGUUUGGGAACGAUACGUUCACACUUCAUCUGGACCACGGAAGAGGUUUUGGAAAACCGUUCCACGACGAAUUAUCCAUCUUGGCACCUCUAUUACAGUGUUGCAUGAUCCGACAAUCAACUCUGGAAACAUUGCUCAAGUUCCACAACGGACCGAAAAAACUGAGCGAUGCGAUGAGGGAAAGCAUGGCACUGGAUCCAAUCGCUCCCAUUCUGUGGGAACCCCAUCUGGAUGCGUUGGACCGUCGGGUCGAAAUAGUCCUACGGGGUAUCAGGGAUUGUUUAACCAAAGGAGAGGAUAUUGAAUCAGAAACCAAAGACGAUGAUACGUAAAAACAAAAAAAAAUGUUUUCGUUAAAGGAACACGUUUAAGGCGUAAUGAAUGUUUUUUUGGUUGUGUCCCUUUGGAUGUUGUAUUUUUUUUUAUAUUAUAUCAAGGGACCAAAUUUAACUACACCAGUAGAAAAGUUCACGCCUUAAAUGUGCAUAUGUUACUACUGAUUUAUUUGUAUUUUGUUAUUUUACAAUCAAGUUAUAAUAAUUAAGCAAAUGUUUGUCCGCAAGGCUUGUUUUAGAUAGAUCUCUUUCUUAGUUACCAUUUUUAUUAUUCUGGUAAUGUAACAUAAUGUGAGUAUGUAUAUUGCAAAUUAUAUAAUAUAUAUUUUUCUGAGUUAAAUUAAUAUAAUAUAGACAAGGAAUCAUCGUCCUUUAUGGAAAAUUAUCGAUAUGAAAUAAUUUUAUCUUUGCCCAUUUAUGACAAUAAUAUUUAAGAUAUUAUAAUUGUUUCCAGCACUCACUUUAUAUCUUGUUUCCAGAAAAUUCUUGCUGGACAUACUGAUGAAUUAAUUAAUAGUUACCAAAGAAUUGACUUAAUAUAUUUUGUUACACAAAACAAACUUCAUCUGUAUGUCUUGUUAAAUAUUAUGUUGUGUUAAUCUCACUUUCGAUUAAACAAAAUAAUUUCAAAAAAUAUUUGAUUAUGAAAUAAUUACAUUAUACCUACCACAACCACUUUUAGUCACCAUUUACCAAAUAUAGAUUUUAGUUCAUUUAUAUCCUUCAACACUUUUAAAUCUGUGCCAAUAAAUUAUAAUUCUCUUUUUAUCUCCCUUUUUUCUGUUUAAUUUCUUUGUAUAUAACAGACCUUGUAAAAUGUUGUAAAUUAUUGUAUAUUACUAUAUUACUAUGCAAAAAAUGUAUCAAACACUGGGUCUAUAAAUAGAUUAUUGGUACAUUUUAUAUAUAAAAGAUGUAUAAUUAUUAACUGAUAUGAAUAAACCAAAGUUGACUGUUAUAUUGUGAUCAAUAAAGUAAACAUAUAUGAGAAAA
Molecule: messenger RNA, 3720 nt
Organism: Aethina tumida (small hive beetle)
Lineage: Eukaryota; Metazoa; Arthropoda; Insecta; Coleoptera; Nitidulidae
Product: extracellular serine/threonine protein CG31145
Exons: 11
Coding region: 1156-2724 (522 amino acids)
Biological process (GO): protein phosphorylation
Cellular component (GO): Golgi apparatus
Molecular function (GO): protein serine/threonine kinase activity
Source: RefSeq, a predicted model, not a curated record